Polychytrium aggregatum is the source of this 1150-nucleotide messenger RNA. RefSeq lists its product as uncharacterized. The transcript has 3 exons. NCBI's taxonomy places the organism in Eukaryota, Fungi, Chytridiomycota, Chytridiomycetes, Polychytriales. The record is from RefSeq and is a predicted model, not a curated record. The coding region runs from base 156 to 917 and encodes 253 amino acids.
CUUUCUUUCCAGAUGACCUUGUCCCCGUCGGUCACCUGCACAUGCGCCGGGCUCACAUGUGAGGUGCAGAUGUACAGAUGUACGUCCCAUAAAAGCCUGUCCCGCCUGCCCUUCGAGUCCCCGCCAGUCCUCGCCAGUCCUGCAACCCGCUCGCCAUGCUCAAAUUCCUUUCCCUGGCCCUCCUGGCCUCCUCGGCUGCCGCCCACAUGGUCAUGAGCUAUCCGCCUCCGCGAGGCUCGAAAAGCUCCCCGCCCAUCGACUAUGACUUGAACGCUCCCCUCGGCGACGGCAAGCCGUUCCCCUGCGGUGGCAAGAAGGCCAGUAAGGUCACUGCCACUCUCCACGCCGGCACCCAUCUCAACUCUAGCCUGCUCGAUGCCCCCGGCGCCAACUUCCACGAUGGAGGCCACUGUCAGUUUGCCGUUUCGUAUGACGAAAAGAACUGGGUGGUGCUCGCGACAGUCAUCCGCGAGUGUCUUCGUCAGGACGGCCUCAACUACGACAUUCCCAUCCCGAUCGAUAUUCCCCAGGCCGACCGUGCAACCUUUGCCUGGACCUGGAUCAACGCCGAGGGAAACCGCGAGUACUACAUGAACUGUGCCGACGUCAAGAUUGUCAGCAACAGCAACUCUUUCUCGGGCCCGGAGCUCUUUGUUGCUAAUCUGCCCGGAUACCCAACCAUCCCUGAAAUGGCGCUUGUCAAACCAGCCAAGGAUGGCCGCCAAUACCUGACGGACGGAGCCCGCAAAACUAUUACGGUCAGCAACGGCAACCAGCCCACUGCGACGGCUAAACCCACCACCAAGCCGACCACAGCUGCACCCAGCACCGCCAAGACCACCAAGACCACCAAGACUACCAAGUCCAAGAAGACCAAGUCCUCCAAGACCAAAAAGUCCAAGUCCAAGCAGGCAUAGGGCCCCUGGGAGAAUGCCUCCGACAAAGCAAAUGGACGUUCUGCCUUAUCUAGCAUCGGAGCUGUAAUCAUUGGGUGGAUCUUCAGCGAGAUGUAUUGGAUCGCCCCCGCCGUGUCUGUCGCUCUCGGUCGUCCUCGGUCGUCACUGGCUGGCUUCUCUUUGGACCACUUCGUUGUGAACACGGCUGAUUCCAAUAACGAUGGCUGAUUCCAAUAACGAUGGCUGAUUCCAAU